AUGUUGUUGCAAGCCUUGGGAAAUGACCGUGAAGCCGUGGGCGAUGCGAUCUACGGAACCAAGAUCGGUGCGUUGGUCGCGAUCAAGGACAAUUUCACUACUCCAAGAGCAGUCGUUUCUUUGCGCUUCUUCAACUGCUUUCGCCUCCUCUUGGAAAAGGCAGAGGACCCGGACGAGAUGAAGAUCUACGUGGAGACCUUGGCUUUCAAACAUUUGAACAGCGAGAUCACCGAGCAGCGCGUGGACGCGGUGAUCUCCGCCUAUAUGGAGCUCAUGACCAUCAACGUGCCGAACUUGCCCCCUGGGACGGCCGCAGCCUGGAGAAACAUUUUGGGCUACUGCGGCUCAUGCUACAGGUUUGUUGGAGACAGCUACGGCGAGCGUUUGCGAGUCAUCAAGGAAGAUUGGGCCGUAGUCCAACAGGCUUCCAAGCACCCGGAAUCGGGACGCCAGGCCUCCAACCAGGGCGAGAACCAGGGCGAGGGGGACGGCGAAGGUGGCGACGAAGAGACAAAGGAUGAUUCGGCUGAGACCUUCAGCUUCGGCCGCAUGUGCGCCUUCAGUAACGAAGUCAUGGGCCAGAAAACGGAAGGCUGGAUGCUGGAGCUUCUACAAGUGUUUGAUAUUUUGGUGGAGAUGAUCUCCAGCCCUGUCCACUUGCAAGAGGAGUGUGACUUACUGGCGAUCAACUUGAUCACCAAGUCGACCUCGAUCGACUUUGAGAAGUUCAAGCCGGUGAUGUUGGCGGCCUUGCGAUCCUUGCUUCCCAAGCAGUGGAGCACUUUGCACGAAAAUGCCUGGGAGUGGCUCUGGAUGACGGUGGCCCGCAACUUGAAUGAGUCCACCAUGAAGGUCCGUGCCUUUAAGCCCUACAAUGCCAAGAUGUUUUCCCAAUUGCGGGAGGAGCAAUUGGACCGGUUUCGGGCGGACAUCUUCACGGAGUUCUUCGCCAGGAGCCAAGCCUCACAAGAUCUCUUCAAACAGUCGCAGAGUCGGCUGCGCUACAUCGCCGAUCGCGUGCUGCAGAGCUCCUACGACAUGUUCCACAAGAACAAAGAUGAGACGCUCGAUGACCUUUCGGCGUUGGGUUUGCGCCACGUAGGCUAUGGCAUCCCCAUCGAGUUGUUCGGGCCCUUCGUGGACGUGUGCGUGAACGUGAUGCAUCCAAUGGUCCAAGAGUUCCCCAACGAAAAUGAAAGCACCAAAAUGAUGUGGUGCCCCAAGGACAAGGCACACCAGAUUCAGGAGAAAGAGAUGCCGGAACACAUGAUGAUUGAGGGCUUCCGAUGGUCCAUUGGUUUGACGGCACGGGUCCUGGUGCGAACCAUCAUGGAUGGCUCCACUGCUGUGAUGCAAGCGAUCCACUUCGACGACUCGAAGCGUUUGAGGCGAGCGCUCUUGGACGCUCCCCGAGUGGAGCGCGCUGUUUGGCAACUGGCUGUCCAAGUUGGUAGCCAAUCCAUUUCUCCGCUCUUCUGGGCUUUGAGGAGUGGUGCUCAUGACACCGCCAAGACGAUGAUCCAAGAUGUGCUGACGAUCCGAGCUGACCGUGAUCACUACUACUUCGGAGCAGAUGAGCUGUUCAGGUUCCAGCCGAACAUUGCAGACAACAUCCUACGGGAGGCACCCUUUUUAGCUGAGACAUUGCUCGAUGGCCUGAUUUGGCGCUCCCACAAGAGCCAGGACAACUUGCGCCCGGUGAUCUACUACCUGAAACACUUGCUUCAAGACAUGGACGAGGAGCAGAUGUUGUCUCGAGCUUUAAUCAGCUAUGUCCGUUUCAACCACCCACAGACCAUUAUGCAUCCGAUCUUGACCUUUUCCUUGGACUUGCUUUGGGAGAAGUUGGCCAAGCGCUUCUUCUUGAUGGACCGGGUGUUAACGAUGUUCAACUGCGUGAUCUUUGUCUUGGCCGAAUGCUUGUUGAACCAACCUGACUGGAUCGUUGACCCCACGAUGUCGAAGGUCAUUGGUGGUUUCCGAUUUCUGGUCUAUACCAUUGGCUUCGGCCGAUUGCUCUAUUGGCACUGCUGCCAGUUCUACAAGGGCUACCGCCAUGGAGCUGUGACCAAGCUCGCUUGUUUCAAGUUCCCCUCCUACCUCUUCAGAUCGUCUGAUUUGCUGAGCUUUUGCUUGAUGUGCGACCUUCUGGCGAUGGCCACUGUGGAACCGAUGUUCCAUUGCCUUGGACAUUCAGAGGCCGUGAUCGAAUUCCGCUGCGACAAAUGGACCGACACGAUGAGCCUCCUCUAUGAGAUCUUUGUGAUCAUCGGUGUUUUCUUGUAUGUGAUUUUGAUGGUGGAGGUCGGCAGUAUCUCCGUUCGGAUCUCCGAGUACCGCGUCUUGUGCCUCCAUGCCAUCGAACAGGUGCUGCUUUGCUUCGGCGUGGUCUUGCUGACGAUCUUGACCUUCUCCUUUGCGGUCAGCGGCAUGACGCGUGAGGUUCAGGCAAUUUCAAACACAGAAUGGUCAAAUGUCGGAUCGUCGAUCAGCACCUUCAUCCGCAUGUCCUUUGGAGCAAUGGACCUAGCACCGAUUCAGACCGUCGCGGCCGAGAGCCCCUUGCUGAUCGUGGUGAUCGUCCUUUUCAUGAUGAUGGUCUACACCUUCUUUUUCAAUCUCCUGGUGUCGCAAUUCUGUGGGGUGUACACUUCGCUGGCAGAAGACAUCAAAGGCCACGCCAGGCUGGCUCGCGGUGAGAUCAUCAUCGAAACGUUUAAGGCGGUGCGAUUGACACGCUGGCAGAGGUUCAUGAAUUCCCUCAACUUGGAUAGCAAAGUGGACUUCGAGGAAGGUGACAUCGGCUUGGCCGGAGGCGAGCGCUGUCUAUAG
Messenger RNA from Durusdinium trenchii, 2832 nucleotides. The record is from the annotation of a GenBank genome assembly. Lineage: Eukaryota; Dinophyceae; Suessiales; Symbiodiniaceae.